AUGGUGCAGCGAGCCGCGCGGGGCCGGGGAGCGGAGGGUCGGCGGGAGCCGUGCCCCCCGGUGCCCGGCGGAGCGGCGGAGCCGGGGUGGUGCAAGACGCCCAGCGGGCACAUCAAGCGGCCCAUGAACGCCUUCAUGGUGUGGUCGCAGCACGAGCGCCGCAAGAUCAUGGACCAGUGGCCCGACAUGCACAACGCCGAGAUCUCCAAGCGCCUGGGCCGCCGCUGGCAGCUCCUGCACGACUCCGAGAAGAUCCCCUUUGUCCGCGAGGCCGAGCGCCUGCGCCUCAAGCACAUGGCCGACUACCCCGACUACAAGUACCGGCCGCGGAAAAAGGGCAAGGUGGGCGCCGCCGCCGCUCGCCCGCGCCUCCCGGUCAAGAUCAAGCCCUCGGUGCUGGGCCGCGUCCCCGCCGGGCGAAGGCAGCACGCCAAACCGUCCGCCGGCCCCGAACCGGGCGCACCGCAGGAAUCGGCCGCCGAGGUGCCCGCCGAGGACUGCCCCGCGGCUCCCGGCACGGCCGCCCGGCCCCCGGUGCCCGCCGGUGAGCGCAGCCCCACGGAGCCCCCCGAGCCCCCCAGCCCCGCCGCCGCAUCCGCCGCCGCCGCCGGUCCUGAGCCGGGGACGUCCCCGGAGAGCGGGACGCCCUCGCCCGUGUCGGCCGGGUCGCCGCCCUCCUCCUUCAGCUCCUCCGACGAGGAGCUGGAGGAAGAGCUGCUGGGUGUCGCGCCCGGCCGGGCCCCCGCCAGCACGGCCUGCGGCGCCCUGGACUGGUGCGGCUUCGACAAGGACCUCGACCUCUUCCCGCGGGGAGGCUCCUCGCACUUCGAGUUCCCGGACUAUUGCACGCCCGAGGUGACGGAGAUGAUCGCGGGGGACUGGCUCAUGUCCAGCAUCUCGGACUUGGUCUUUACCUACUGA
Cygnus atratus (black swan) is the source of this 921-nucleotide messenger RNA. It is a transcript of the gene SOX12, whose product is annotated as SRY-box transcription factor 12. Gene Ontology annotation, molecular function: RNA polymerase II cis-regulatory region sequence-specific DNA binding; DNA-binding transcription factor activity, RNA polymerase II-specific. Lineage: Eukaryota; Metazoa; Chordata; Aves; Anseriformes; Anatidae. The transcript has a single exon. Gene Ontology annotation, biological process: negative regulation of transcription by RNA polymerase II; cell differentiation; anatomical structure morphogenesis. The coding region runs from base 1 to 921 and encodes 306 amino acids. The record is from RefSeq and is a predicted model, not a curated record.